AUGCUCCAGGCGCAGCCGCAGCGUCCAGACGGGGCGAGAGGGCCGACGACGACGCUGAGCCGUCAGAUUCCGCGGCCAGCAGCCCUGGUGAUCGAUUGCGAUGCAGGCGUUGAUGAUGACGUGGCCGAGCCGCCCUUAUCAGCGAAGAACCACCACGCGUCGCCUGCUAGCCACAGCCGCCAACUCCGCGAUAGGCGCAGCCCCGCUGAACCCGGCGCCAAGCACCGCGAUUCCCCCCGCGGGGCAACCGUGGGAAGGGUGCAAGGGGGAAGACGCUCCGCCGUGGCGCAAGCCUCUUCCCCCUCCUCCACCUCGUCCCUGGACCCCGCAUACCCUUCCGCCACCUCCCCACGCUUCCCCUGCGCCAUCCCGUCGCCUCGUCUCAUCCCCAUGGCAGCUCCCACAGCCUAUCAGCAAUCGCCACGUCAGCAGGUGCUACCAACAGCCUCUCUGGGCGGUAUUUCCCCUGCAAUUCACCGGCAAUCAACCAUCGCCACGGGCAGUCCGGCUGGGCAGAUGGAACGGCGGAGGCAGGAGCCUGGUACUGAAAGAGGGGGGCAGAGGAGGGGCAGCAACUGCGGAGGCAGCAGCAGCCGGCAGCUGAGUCGCUUCCACACGUGGGACAGCGUGCAGCUCGACGGCGAGCCCACGCCGCAGAUAACACCUCCCCCGGUUCCCCCCUCCUGCCGUGAGCAUCGGCCCCGGAGGGGUUUCUCUGGCCGCCAGCACGCGGAGGUCCAGUCGGAGCAGCUGUGGGCUGAAGGCGCGGACUGGGAGGAGGGGGACUGGCGUGGCGCUGAUGGCGGUGACGCUGGUGGCAGUGGUGGUGGUGGCGUGGCACAGGCGGCAGCAGGUGCGCAUGCUGCAGCGCCCUGCACAGGACCCCGGGGCAUGCCAUCGCAGAGAACCCCGCUGCACGCCGAUCGCACGCUCACACUCUCGACUGCCGCCCUCCCCCGGCGCGCGGCAUGUGACGAGCGGACCGUGCGACACGCACGUGCAAUUUCUCAUGGCAGUGCGGGUGUGGGCGUGCAGAGAGUGGCGGAGAUUGCCGGGGCAACAGAGAAUGCGCAGUGGGUGGGAGAGGAGUGUGGGGGGCUAGUGCAGACAAUACCAUGGAAAGAGGAGGGUGACUGGGGCGAUAUGGAGGCAAUGAGAGGGUGGCAGGGGGAUGUGGAGGGGGCUGGUUUGGAGUGUGGAGGGGUUGAGAGGCAUGGCCCCAUACUGGUGCAAGUGCAGCACGCUGCGUUGGUCCCAGACCUUGGAGACGGGCCACUCAGGAACCCCAAACGAGAGGCAGACUCGUUCCAGCAUCGCUCUACUGUUGUUGAUUCUUUGGAGGCCAGCAAGCAGCAGAGCAGGCCACGGGGGAGACCUGAUGGCCAGAGAUCCAGUGAAGAUGCUGACGCGGGGGGGGUGAGGGGGAGUGAAAGCAAGGGGAGCUCUAAGAGAAGGGAGAAGCCCAAAAGCAAGCUGCAGAGAUCGCUGAGUGAUGAUGAUGAGGAGGAGGAGGAGCAGGCCAAGGUUGUGAGACCGAGUCGUGAUGACAGCAGCAGGCGCAAGCAGCAGGGGAAAAAGGGUGCUUUACUGAAAGUCUCCAAGUCCAAGUGA
Molecule: messenger RNA, 1611 nt
Organism: Closterium sp. Naga37s-1
Lineage: Eukaryota; Viridiplantae; Streptophyta; Zygnematophyceae; Desmidiales; Closteriaceae
Source: the annotation of a GenBank genome assembly